Molecule: messenger RNA, 2008 nt
Organism: Lobosporangium transversale
Lineage: Eukaryota; Fungi; Mortierellomycota; Mortierellomycetes; Mortierellales; Mortierellaceae
Exons: 5
Coding region: 199-1560 (453 amino acids)
Source: RefSeq, a predicted model, not a curated record
CGAGCAAGUAGGACCAAACCUUCAGCGACACAUAGACAGGCAUAGGCUGAAGGACUAUAUGGUUGAUAGCCAGCGUAGAGAUGAGGGCACGAGGACCAAAGUUUCUGACGACAUUGAUGCUGGUGUACUUUCAGAAGAUUCUCAGGACAUUGAGCCCAUUAGCGAUAAUGGUAAGCAAACCGGUGUAGUUCUGAUUAAAUGACAGAGUCCAACAGCUCACAUCUUGUCGGCUUUUUAGAGGAACUAGAUGACCUUAAGGAGAUCGUUGCCGGCUCAAAGCUAUCUCCAUUUUUGCCGUUGUUGGAGUAUUUGUAUAAAAAAGUGCAAGGUCAAAACGCUGCGUUACCGCCUGUUCCCCACAACUUUAUCUGCCAGGAGUACAAGGAACUCUACCUAUACGCCCAUAAUACUCUAAUGUCAAGAGAUCACAACAGGAGCAGGAACCGGGCAUAUCAUGUGGAUAAAGAAGUUUUGGUGGCCUUAAGUGGAAUUGUAAACACAGUCUCGCCUUCCACGCGGGCGUUCACUUUCGCUUCGGCCCUCAAAGAUGACUCCGUGGUAGCGGCUCUAGAUGAAAAGGAUGAUGCUAUCACGGAGUUGAUGAGUGAGCUGUUGGAGACAUAUUGUCCUGGAUACAAAGAGGACUCUCUCGCACCGUUAAAUAUGUGGAGUUUGCGGACUAAGGUCUGGAGCAUGCUUGGGGGACUUGGUCCUACCUCACCCACAACCAGGGACAUGAGGCAAAGAAUGGCAGUACUGCAGAUAGUCGAUUAUAUUUGUACGCUCAUCUCUACCAAUCAGCUUUCCCCUCCAAUGACAGAACAUGUUGUCGUAUCAGUGUGGGCACACAUUCUGGCGGUGCUAUUUGGAGGACAGGUGGUGCGUGGUAUACCCGGCGAGCUUGCAUCUGCAGCAGCGAGAGAUGUUCGCCUGUAUGUAGAGAGUACACAUGGUGUGACCACAAAAUCUCUACAGGGUAGAAAGGUGGACAUCAGUGUCCGUGUCUUUGCGAACGGGCACUGGAACAAUGAGAUUUGUAUUUUUGAGUUCAAGGUCGGCACAGCAUCUGAGUCGGUUUGCGCGAAGCAGCAGCUCAAAGCAGUGCGCCUUAAUACAGCCAUUUUGCACGACUUGGAGCUCAAAGGAGUGGAUACGUGCAAACACUACCCUAUUAUUGCGGAGGGACGGGGAUUAUGCCUCAACUUCUACACGUUGAAGCGGCAUGGAAACAUUAUCGCCGCCGGCAAAUCCACCAACAACGUGGUUUGGAUCCCUGCAGACUUAGUUCAGCUGAAGCAGUUCCUCAAAUCCAACUCAAUGCAGGUUCUGCUGAAGUUCGCCGAUCACACAUCUCGAUAUGCCGUGCAUGUGCAGGAAACUUUGUCCUCCAUCCCACUCCCUCCUUUACCAACAACUCCUCCUCUCCGGUAUACGAAGCCCUUUGCUGUGUUCACCCCAUCAAAGCACAAUAAGAGGAAGCGGACUGAUGAAGCUGACGAAGAGGAAGUCGAAGAUCAAGAUGAGGAGGAAGAUUUGAUUUAUAGUCAUAUUUCAAUAUAAUGGGGUUGCAAUGUUUUAACCUAAUUGAUAUAACUUACUAUGUAAUAUGGAACUAAAGUUCAAUAGGACAAAGAGAGGGUUCUUUAUUUCUGGCUGUCCCACGGUUAGUAGUAAUUGAAAUCGUCGUGUACGCUAUAUGAGUCUAUAUCAAUGCUUCUGAAAAUUACAAAACAAAUGUAGAAUCGCUAUCAUAAAAAGCUGGCUAGAUCUGGUGUGAUUUAACAGAUUUUUGCUAGAAACGGCUGGGAGACAGGCCUGACACAUCUUCAGACGCUCCUUUGUGCCAGAAUCCGUGAACCUUUCUGGGACCAACUUCUUACGUACUGACCAUGACCUGGACAAGUCAAAAUAUAUAUGAAGAAAAUGAAGAAUAUAUAAUAAAAAAAAAGAAAGAAAUUUGGAUAGUGAUCAUAGUAAUGAUAGCAUACAUUUCUACUUACAAAUGUCG